Messenger RNA from Peromyscus maniculatus bairdii (prairie deer mouse), 2116 nucleotides. The record is from RefSeq and is a predicted model, not a curated record. NCBI's taxonomy places the organism in Eukaryota, Metazoa, Chordata, Mammalia, Rodentia, Cricetidae.
CCGAGCGAGGCAGCAAGAUGGACGCGGGAUUCUUACGCAGAACAAGUGCGGAACAGGAUAAUCGGUUCAGCAACAAACAGAAGAAGCUCCUCAAGCAGCUGAAAUUCGCAGAAUGUCUAGAAAAAAAGGUGGACAUGAGCAAAGUAAAUUUGGAGGUUAUAAAGCCUUGGAUAACAAAAAGAGUAACUGAAAUCCUUGGAUUUGAAGAUGAUGCUGUGAUUGAGUUUAUAUUCAACCAGCUGGAAGUGAAGAAUCCAGAUUCCAAAAUGAUGCAAAUCAACCUGACUGGAUUUUUGAACGGGAAAAACGCUCGAGAAUUCAUGGGAGAGCUGUGGCCCCUGCUGUUGAGUGCACAAGAGAACAUCGCUGGGAUCCCCUCUGCUUUCCUAGAGUUGAAGAAGGAAGAAAUCAAACAGAGACAAAUCGAACAAGAAAAGUUGGCAUCUCUGAAAAAACAAGAUGAAGAUAAAGAUAAGAGGGAUAAGGAAGAAAAAGAGAGCAGCAGAGAGAAAAGGGAGCCGUCUCGCAGCCCACGGAGACGCAAAUCCAGAUCUCCUUCCCCUAGAAGACGAUCUUCCCCUGUCAGGAGAGAGAGAAAGCUCAGUCACUCUCAAUCUCCCCGUCACAGAACCAAGAGCCGGAGCCCUUCCCCUGCCCCAGAAAAGAAGGAGAAAUCUCCAGAGCUCCCGGAACCAUCAGUGAGAACAAAAGACUCUUCAGUACAGGAGGCCACGUCUACAAGUGACAUCCUGAAAUCUCCCAAGCCUGAGCCUGUACCAGAGCCCAAAGAACCUUCUCCAGAAAAAAAUUCCAAAAAGGAAAAGGAAAAGACUAGACCAAGAUCGCGAUCACGUUCCAAAUCACGAUCUCGGACCCGUUCUCGAUCACCUUCUCAUACUAGACCAAGACGGCGACAUAGAUCCCGAUCAAGGUCUUACUCUCCUAGAAGGCGGUCAAACCCAAGAAGGCGACCAUCUCCUCGAAGAAGAACUCCACCAAGACGGAUGCCCCCUCCACCAAGACACAGGAGGAGUAGGUCUCCAGGCCGACAAAGGAGGCGCUCUUCCGCAUCGUUGUCUGGAAGUAGCUCUUCGUCCUCUUCAUCUCGUUCCCGGUCACCACCAAAGAAGCCUCCCAAGAGGACAUCCAGCCCCCCUCGAAAAACGAGAAGGUUAUCUCCUUCAGCAAGUCCUCCUAGGCGAAGGCACAGGCCAUCAUCUCCAGCAACUCCACCACCUAAAACUCGCCAUUCCCCAACCCCCCAGCAGUCGAACCGUACAAGAAAAAGUCGAGUUUCUGUGUCUCCAGGAAGAACUUCGGGUAAAGUGACAAAACAUAAAGGUACUGAGAAAAGAGAGUCACCUUCACCAGCCAAGCCGAGAAAAGUGGAGUUGUCUGAGUCUGAAGACAAAGGCAACAAGAUGGCUGUAGCGGAUUCUGUGCAGCAGAGGCGCCAGUAUAGACGACAGAACCAGCAGUCUUCAUCUGACUCUGGCUCCUCUUCCACCUCAGAAGAUGAGCAGCCCAAGAGAUCCCAUGUGAAGAAUGGUGAGGUAGGCAGGCGGCGGAGACAUUCCCCCUCUCGGAGUGCCUCUCCAUCACCUCGAAAGCGCCAGAAAGAGUCUUCUCCUCGUGGUAGAAGGAGGAGAAGUCCCUCUCCACCACCAGCCAGAAGGCGACAAUCUCCUUCUCCAGCUCCUCCUCCUCCUCCCCCCCCUCCUCCUCGGGCGGCGCAGAUCUCCCACCCCACCACCACGACGAAGGACUCCUUCUCCUCCCCCACGCCGCCGCUCACCUUCUCCAAGAAGAUACUCUCCUCCCAUCCAGAGGAGAUACUUUCCUUCCCCACCUCCAAAGAGGAGAACCGCCUCACCCCCACCCCAGCCCAAGCAAAGGGCAUCACCAUCUCCACCACCAAAGCGCCGGGUCUCCCACUCUCCACCUCCCAAACAGAGAAUCCCCCCAGUCACCAAGAGACGUUCGCCCUCCUUAUCUUCAAAGCAUAGGAAAGGGGCUUCCCCAGGCCGCUCCACCCGAGAGGCCCGGUCACCACAACCAAACAAACGGCAUUCGCCCUCACCACGUCCUCGAGCUCCUCAGACCUCAAGUCCUCCCC